Molecule: messenger RNA, 822 nt
Organism: Seminavis robusta
Lineage: Eukaryota; Bacillariophyta; Bacillariophyceae; Naviculales; Naviculaceae
Source: the annotation of a GenBank genome assembly
AUGGUCCUCAACGAAGAAGUUGCUCCUGAUCUCCAGUCUGCUACCGACGCGGACGGCAGCACUACCCCGAAUGACAAUGAAAGCAUUGGUAGUACUUCCAAUGGCGUCGUCGAGGAAGCCGUGGCUCACGUUUUAUAUCACAACGUCAAGACCAAGCAAAUCGUGACCACGUUCAAGAUUUUGCACACGCUGAUUUCCAAUGCAUCAUCGCCACAACAAGAAGAUCCCAAGAAGAAACGAGUGCGUUUGGUCAAUCCCAAAAUCAAGCAAAACAUUAUCGAGGUGGAAGGAGCCGUGGAGCUGUUGGAAUUGGCGGGGUUUGUCAAACGCAUCGAAGAACACCAGGAAUGGCUCGUCUACGAAACUUCUACCGACAACAAAUUGGCGCAACUCAUCCUGACGGCACUGGAUAAAUCCACAAAAGAACUUGAGUCGGGAGCUCGCAGCAAAAAGCCCGUCAGCAAGGUGGUCCAGCGUAAAAAGGAAAAGGAAGUGGAUCGCUACUUGGCAUUGCAGCGCUGGAAAGACGAUACGCAAGGCCGCAAAGCAACCGUGACACGCAAAUUCAAGCAUGAACUCACGCAAGAUGCCAAGAGAGCGCAAGAACAACAAAAGGGGAUGCAAACGGUGGACAAUCUGCGACCUUAUUUGGCCUACGUGGAAUAUGCCAUGAUUGCUGGUUGUGCUAUAUUCUUUUGUCAUGACCCCUCCAAAGCAUGGCAGCUUGGAUUGUUCUUGUUUGUGUUUUAUUGGAUCAGUAUCCUCUUUGUGGGCCUUGUGGAUGGUCGUGGAGGACGCGUGACAACCAUCGGCACUCGCUAG